Molecule: messenger RNA, 906 nt
Organism: Penicillium brevicompactum
Lineage: Eukaryota; Fungi; Ascomycota; Eurotiomycetes; Eurotiales; Aspergillaceae
Product: basic secretory family protein
Exons: 1
Coding region: 1-906 (301 amino acids)
Source: RefSeq, a predicted model, not a curated record
AUGGCUACUCUUCCCGCCCCAACGCACGUCGCAGCUUCCGAUGCUAAAGAACAAGAGAAGAGUGAGAAGCAGGCCCCAAAGCCAAACGUGAAUCCGGGCAUACCACAGCCGAAGCUGCGUCUACACGUUGAGGACCUGCGCCAUCCCGCGUCAAGUGUCUUCCUCGCAUUCAUUCCAGAUGUUGCCUCAGUGCUAGACAGAGCUCUGGCAAACAUUGUGGAAUAUCUCUACACGCCGAACAACAACCCCAAAGCCCUGCCUGGCCAGAAGUUCACACCAAGCCUUCCACCAACAAGAUCCGUAACGGUCUUCUUGCGUGAUUACAGUGGCGUGGCCUAUACUACAGGCACUGAGCUGGACGACGCUCAUAAGGAAAUCCAUGUCUCGCUUCCAUAUGUCCAGCACUGUACAUCGGGCGCAUCUGCCAAGGACGAUCCACUCCACGAACUAGUCGGUGUCCUCACCCAUGAGCUUGUGCAUUGUUAUCAACACACUGCGCCACCUGAUAGCUCUGUGCGACCUCCAGGUGGGCUCAUUGAGGGAAUUGCCGACUUUGUGAGGUUGAAAGCUGGAUUAGAGCCACCGCAUUGGAAGAAGCCUACUUCUGCUGCUGAGAGACCACCGAAAUGGGAUAUGGGAUACCAGCAUACAGCGUACUUUUUGGCUUGGCUUGAAGAUGUUAAGGCUGGGAAGGGGACGGUUGGGAGGCUGAAUGAUCGUCUUCUUAGAGUUGGGUACAUUGGCGAAGAAGAGAAGGAUGGGAAGAAGGGUGCUGUUGGUUUCUGGAAGGGGCUGCUGGGAGGUGAGAUUGCGGAACUUUGGGAUGAAUAUGGGCGGUAUUUAGACCAUCCGGCAGGGACUAAGAGCCAUGGGAAUUGGGAAGAGGAGAUCGUUAACCCGGAAUGA